Didymodactylos carnosus is the source of this 2821-nucleotide messenger RNA. NCBI's taxonomy places the organism in Eukaryota, Metazoa, Rotifera, Eurotatoria, Philodinida, Philodinidae. The record is from the annotation of a GenBank genome assembly.
GGAAAUACGUUGAAACAUGGCAUUCUCGCUCUUCUAUCAUCACCGCCAAAAACAUUGACUUUAGAUGCUGUGUAUAUUCCAAUAUCAUGUUUCACCGAACUUGGAGAAUUGACUUCUCUAACGAAGUUUUCCAUUAAACUUCUACCGCAAAAAUUUUCAAGUGAUUUAUUCAAAGAAUCGAGGUAUUGAAUAUGAUAAUAUAUAAAAGAUGUAACACUUUUAUCAAAAAUGCUUGUUCGAUGAUUGUUAACCAACUCCUUUUAUAUUUUAAAUAAAAGUGUUAAAACAGUUGCCACCAACUGUAAAUAUACAAUCACUUAAUAACAUGAUACGGAGUUACUGACUUCCUGAAGCAAUUAUUUUGUCCGUCUGGACAAUAAUAUGUAGAGAACUAACGGCAAAUGAACAAUCAUACCUAUUUCAUAAUUGUAGGCCUUUAACUUUUGGUCAAGGGAAGACAAUUGUAUAGCUUAAAAAUAAUUUCUACUUAGUACAAUGAUAACUCUUCUCGUUCUUUUAGUGUUCUAGUUUCAUCGCUGGCGACGUUGUAAAUGAUGAGCAACGAUCAGUUAUGACUGAUACUCUGACAACUGUAACGAACUCAAUUGACCUUCCAUCCAAAUCUUCGUCGUUAACUGCAAACGAUCAACUCUUAUCCAUGCAACGUUCAAAAUCGUUACAAUUUGUUCGAACUUCAACAAUAUCAUCGACUGAUAGUGGAACAUUAAGCAAUAAUAGUAGUGAUUUCGACAGUAAGAAAAAUAACACUGUAAAAUGUCGUGCAACUGUGCUUUCACGGUCAGAUGAUUUGUCUCCUCGACACUUAUCCUUUUCAACAUGUAAAGAACCAAGUUUACAAUCGACUAGAGGUGAAAAUUCAUCUGAUGAUAUUGAAAUACAUAGUGUAAUAGAAAUGCAAACAGAAAAUGAAACAUUACUAACACAAAAAUCACAAACAAAAUUAUCCGCAAGCUGUGAUGCAAUUUUAACAAAAAUCGAACAUGAAACCACAGAGAUAGUAGAACCCAUAAAACAACGAUAUCCUGCAAUGAAUGGAAAUCAUAUACAAAAUGGAACUGAACAAGGAGAAAAUUUGAAUCGCUCACUAUCAUUAACACCGGCCGUGACAAGAAAAAUGACAAAAAUUCCCGCUAAAAAGGGUCUAGUUAGUAAAGUUGGUAAAUCAUUUUCAACAUUAAAAUCGAACGUUGUUAAAGCUCUGCAUCCUCAACAACAACAACAACAAUCUCUAUCGAAUAAACAGCCAAUCAGUACCGAUAAUAGUCAUCAAAAUGGUGUUAAUCAUCAAGAAGAGUCUGAACUAAAAAGUAAUUCAACUAGUUUUCCACAAGAAACAAUAAGUAAACGACGUCGAGAAGAUGAAAUAAAUUUACAUCAUUCUCCUUUUAACGAAUUUCUUCCAAUGAAUAAUAAUACUACUGAUUCGAUUAAUAUACCGGAGACAUCUUCACCGAUCGAUCCUACUGAUACAAUUGCGAAACUGAAACAUGAAAUUGAUACGUUAAAUAAUCGGUUGAUAAAAAACGAAUUAUUAAUCGAACAUUUGACAACAGCAUCUCAAAAUGAACGUUUAACAUUUACACACGAACGACUACAAUUGACAAAAACUAUUGAAGAUCUAACAGCAGACAAUAAACGAUUACGUCAGCAGAUAAAAGAAGGAGAUCAAUACAUUUCUGACAAAUACUCACGUAGACGUUCGUUAAAAUAUUCACAAAAUGCUUGUUUAAAUGACAUUAGUCGAUCAUUAUCAAAAAUUGAUAAACGAAUAUCGAAUGUUAAUGAACAACAACAAUCAUUGAUAUCAACAUCAUUAACAACGCCUGACUCUAUGUUAUUGUCUUUUUAUCUAUUUUUAGAUAAUUUAAUGUCUUCGUCUACUGACAGUCAACCUAAGGAACCUCCUUCACCCACAUUUGAUCACUCCACUUUCGCUACACCUGCCGCUAAUUCAACAACCACAUUCGAUCUACCAUCGGCGCCAGAUUCAUCAAAUGAUGAACAAUUAAGAAUUGAAACAACAAGAAAUAAUGAUGAUCUUUCUCAAUAUACAACACCAACAAGUCCCUUAAGUCCACAGCAAACAUCAUCUCCAAAACAACAUCAGUCUCAAUCAACUCCACCAGCUACUACUUCUCAGGCAUCUACGUCAACAACAGUUACUUCAGCAGAGACAGCUAGUGUCGAACAACAACCUCAGACGACGAGUAUCGUGGAUGAAAUGAAAUCGUUAUUGAUAUCCGAAGAUUUACGUUUUCCAUUAGAAGAUACGUGGUCAUUUUGGUUUUUUAAAAAUGAUAGAAAUGCCGAAUGGAAAGAUAAUUUAAUUAAAGUUACAACAGUGUCAACAGUGGAAAGUUUUUGGUCUGUUUAUAAUCAUAUGCAAGUAGCAAGUCGGCUAGGACAAGGCUGUGAUUAUAUGUUUUUUAAAACAAACAUUCAACCUAUGUGGGAAGAUAUAAACAAUAGAAAUGGUGGCCGAUGGGUGUUAAAUUUAAAUAAAAAUCAAAGAGGACCAGAAUUGGAUACAUUUUGGUUAUUUACCAUGUUAUCUUUAAUUGGUGAUCAAUAUGCUGAUACAGCUGAUCAUGUCAACGGUGCUGUUGUAUCAAUACGUAGUAAAGGUGAUCGUAUUAGUUUAUGGACGCGUGAUUGGAGGGAUACCAGUGUUACAAAAAAUAUUGGACGUCGUUUUCGAGAAGUUGCCGAUAUCCCUAAACAAUAUCAAGUUUUUUUCGAAAGCCAUGAGGACCAAGAGACAAAACGUGGCGCCAAUUCAAAAAUUUUGUUCAAAGCAUAG